Molecule: messenger RNA, 1065 nt
Organism: Fundulus heteroclitus (mummichog)
Lineage: Eukaryota; Metazoa; Chordata; Actinopteri; Cyprinodontiformes; Fundulidae
Gene: mibp
Product: muscle-specific beta 1 integrin binding protein
Exons: 8
Coding region: 181-786 (201 amino acids)
Cellular component (GO): cytoplasm
Source: RefSeq, a predicted model, not a curated record
GGCUGGGUAUAAAGGCAAAUGGCCCUGGAGCAGUGAAGGGAGGGACGACACGACACGAGAGACGUCAGGACUGGAAGUUUAAAGCCUUUUAAAAACUUUACAUCCGUCGGAGUUUUGCUUCUUCAGACUUCACGUUUAUUUUCAGCAGACAGCAGGAAAAGUCUGUCGCGAGAAGAAAAGAUGAAAUACAUUAUAGGCAUUGGCGGGGUCACUAAUGGUGGUAAAACCACUCUGACUAAUAAACUGAUCCAGACUUUGCCCAACUGCUGUGUUGUGCACCAGGAUGACUUUUUCAAGAAACCCGAUCAAAUAGAAGUCGGGGAGGACGGCUUUAGGCAGUGGGAUGUGAUCACAGCUAUGGACAUGGAGGCCAUGACCAACACGAUAAAAGGGUGGAUUGAGAACCCGGCAAAGUUCGCCCGCUCCCACGGUGUCACCCUGGCUCCUGUUCCCGACGUGGCCAACCCUGACGAGCAGAUCCACAUCCUGAUUGUAGAAGGCUUCCUGCUCUACAACUACCCGCCGCUGCUGGAGUUUUUCAAUAAGUGCUAUUACAUCGCCAUCCCUUACGAGGAGUGCAAAAGAAGGAGAAGUACCAGACAGUACACCGUCCCCGAUCCUCCCGGCCUGUUUGACGGCCACGUGUGGCCCAUGUACCUGAAGCACAGGAAACAGAUGGAGGACAGCGGUUUGAAUAUUGAGUACCUGAAUGGCUUGAAAUCCAAAGAGGAAAUAUACAACCAGGUGUAUGAGGACGUCCAGAACAACCUGCUUAACUCUUUAUAGCAGGAGGAGGACUCUUCACACCUGUACAAACCUUGUAAAUAGCCAAUAAUUCUUUUUUUUUUAUGAGGUGUAAUUAAAUUUUCUUUGUACAUAGAAUGGAGCCAUGUUAAAUUAUGAUGGGUUUUUUUUUUAUUUAGAAGUUUUUGUUUUAUUAAACAUAUUUGACUUGUUGUUGGGUUUUUUUAUAUGCUGUUGACUGUUAUUGGACCUUUUGGUCCCUACCUGUGACUUUUGCCAAUAAACAUGAGUUGCUGUUAAAAUACAGUUCAUCAAAACAAA